UGCGAGUGGCCGGGGGUGGGGGCCAGCCCGAGGGUUGCUCAGGACACGGAAGCCCCUCGUCCUGCAGCCCUUCUUCUUCCUCCCGGGGCGCGACCCCGCGGGCUGCCGCGCUGGGGGGCCGCUCGAGCUGCGAGGAUCCGGGCUGCCCCGCCCGACGACCAGCGGGCGCCCAGCAUGGGGUGCAUGAAGUCCAGAUUCCUCCAGGAAAGGAGCAAAGCCUCAAAAACACAGGUCAGCAGCAAGCCAGAGAGCCCCGUGUACGUGCCGGACCCCAUAUCCUCGGGCAAGCGGAAGCCUAGUAGCAACGGCAACCCGCCGGGGAACACGGAGGGCUCCGAGGACCUGGUGGUCGCCCUGUAUGACUAUGAGGCCAUUCACCCUGAGGACCUCAGUUUCAAGAAGGGGGACAAGAUGGUGGUCCUGGAGGAGUCCGGGGAGUGGUGGAAGGCUCGGUCCGUGACCUCCCGGAAGGAGGGCUACAUCCCAAGCAACUAUGUCGCCCACGUGAACUCUCUGGAGACAGAAGAGUGGUUCUUCAAGGGCAUCAGCCGGAAGGAUGCAGAGCGCCACCUGCUGGCUCCUGGCAAUGUGCUGGGUUCCUUCAUGAUCCGGGACAGCGAGACCACCAAAGGGAGCUACUCUUUGUCCGUCCGAGACUAUGACCCCCAGCACAAGGAUACGGUGAAGCAUUACAAGAUCCGGACGCUGGACAAUGGGGGCUUCUACAUCUCCCCGCGGAGCACCUUUAACACCCUGCAGGAGCUGGUCGCCCACUAUAAGAAGGGGAGCGACGGGCUGUGCCAGAAGCUGACGGUGCCCUGCGUGUCCCCCAAGCCCCAGAAACCAUGGGAGAAAGACGCCUGGGAGAUCCCCCGGGAAUCCCUCAAGAUGGAGAAGAAGCUCGGAGCUGGGCAGUUUGGGGAAGUCUGGAUGGCCACCUACAACAAGCACACCAAGGUGGCCGUGAAGACCAUGAAGCCAGGCAGCAUGUCCCCGGAGGCCUUCCUGGCGGAGGCCAACCUGAUGAAGACGCUGCAGCAUGACAAGCUGGUGAAGCUGCACGCGGUGGUCACCGAGGAGCCCAUUUACAUCAUCACCGAGUUCAUGGCCAAAGGAAGCCUGCUGGAUUUCCUGAAAAGUGAUGAGGGCAGCAGGCAGCCUCUGCCCAAACUCAUUGACUUCUCGGCCCAGAUUGCAGAGGGCAUGGCCUUCAUCGAGCGGAGGAACUACAUUCACCGAGACCUCCGCGCCGCCAACAUCUUGGUCUCCGCGUCCCUGGUGUGCAAGAUCGCCGACUUUGGGCUCGCUCGGAUCAUCGAGGACAAUGAGUACACGGCUCGGGAAGGGGCCAAGUUCCCCAUCAAGUGGACGGCUCCGGAAGCCAUCAACUUCGGCUCCUUCACCAUCAAAUCUGACGUCUGGUCCUUUGGCAUCCUGCUGAUGGAGAUCGUCACCUACGGCCGCAUCCCCUACCCGGGAAUGUCCAACCCCGAAGUGAUCCGGUCCCUGGAGCGCGGCUACCGGAUGCCGCGCCCUGAGCACUGCCCCGAGGAGCUCUACAACAUCAUGGUGCGCUGCUGGAAGAACCGCCCCGAGGAGCGGCCCACCUUCGAGUACAUCCAGAGCGUGCUGGAAGACUUCUACACGGCCACCGAGAGCCAGUACCAACAGCAGCCGUGAGCCCAGAGGCACCUGCACGGCCCCCGCUGCUCCACGGCCACAGCGCCCCCUGCUGGCCCAGUGGGUACAUUGCGCAGGGCAAUCCUUUUGGCUCUUGAAAUCCAGUCUCCAGACAAUUUCUCUUUGACUCGCAAUCCACAAUCUAGGCUCCUCAGAAGACUCCGAAUUGAUUUUUCUAUGCCUGGGACAGCCGGAACGGAUUCUGGUUCAGUUCAUGCCUUGCAUGGGG
This is a messenger RNA of Sorex araneus (European shrew), 1909 nucleotides long. It is a transcript of the gene HCK, whose product is annotated as HCK proto-oncogene, Src family tyrosine kinase. Gene Ontology annotation, biological process: protein phosphorylation; cell surface receptor protein tyrosine kinase signaling pathway; innate immune response. The transcript is spliced from 13 exons. Lineage: Eukaryota; Metazoa; Chordata; Mammalia; Eulipotyphla; Soricidae. Gene Ontology annotation, molecular function: ATP binding; non-membrane spanning protein tyrosine kinase activity; signaling receptor binding. Gene Ontology annotation, cellular component: extrinsic component of cytoplasmic side of plasma membrane. Bases 175 to 1680 code for a protein of 501 amino acids. The record is from RefSeq and is a predicted model, not a curated record.